AUGAUUUCUUUCUGGAAGAAUUUAUUCCAUCGCAAGAAGGCUUUGGGCUCAAUAGAAGCACCUCCACCCUACAACAUCACAAAUCCUAAAUUCUCCGCAGCUGCCGAAACCUCCGCUCAAUGGUUUAAACCCUCUCAUGAUGUGAAGGAUCAAUCCUCCGCGGCCACCCAAACCCAUCCAAGCACUCCACCGCAUACGUUUCCGCGUAUUCAUAUAGUCACAACGAACACCCGCCCGAAUAUUACUUCGCAAAGUAUUCCACAAUGGAAUUGGAACCAUGCCGAAUGUCGAUUAUGGAUAUACAAAAUGUUGACUGAUAUGUGCGGCAGAUCAGAAGAACAUUCUUACGAGCUGGCCAUGAUGUGGGAAGGCUUUGGCCCGGCAUUAUUUAUGACUGAACAUAGUACAUGGCAGAAGUGGUUGGGGCCAAAUGACGGAAUAUCAAUUCAUAGUGUUAUUAUGGAAAACUUGCGGUCAGAGGGAGCGGUACCAAGUAGCCUAGCAAUUAGGACUAAUGACCCGAAUUGUACUGAUAUUUGA
Molecule: messenger RNA, 540 nt
Organism: Botrytis byssoidea
Lineage: Eukaryota; Fungi; Ascomycota; Leotiomycetes; Helotiales; Sclerotiniaceae
Exons: 1
Coding region: 1-540 (179 amino acids)
Source: RefSeq, a predicted model, not a curated record